Molecule: messenger RNA, 1559 nt
Organism: Triticum urartu
Lineage: Eukaryota; Viridiplantae; Streptophyta; Magnoliopsida; Poales; Poaceae
Source: RefSeq, a predicted model, not a curated record
AUGGCUGCCACCUCCCGCACGCCCUCCGCCUGCCUCGUCCUCAUCGGCAAGCACGCCAAGAACGACGUCUCCUACCCGGCUAGCUUGCCAAGAACGCCGUCCUCUUUAGCUCCUCUUUCUACCCUAACCCUAGAGGUCGAGAUUUCCUUCAAUCUGCCGGGGUGCGAGUUCGCAGGGCUCGGAGCGAUUGCCGUUGUGCUGCUGUUGCCUGCUGCGACGAGUGCUGGGAGACUGGCCGUGGACGCCGUUGCUGCUGGCCUUGUCGUGCGGCGGGGUGCUUGUGGACCUGCCUCAUCUCCAGUUAAAAAGCCAAGAACUCAAUGGAACCCAGCUUUGGAAAAGGGUUUGGUUGAGAUACUUCAGGAGCACAACACUCCGUACCAUAGGGGACAUAAUGGUUGGUCAACUGAAGCGUGGGAUAGGAUGGCUGGUUUAUCUCAUGAAAGAUAUGGCCACACUAAUUUUACAACGAUACAGAUUCAGGAAAAGCAGAAAGACUUGAAAGCUCAAUACCGACUUAUUAAGGAUGCUCGCAAACAGAGCGGUGUCAGCUGGAACUAUCAUACACACAUGAUAGAUGCUGACGCGCAUCUUUGGCAAAACUUGAUGACUACGUGGCCAGAAAUAGCUAAGUUCCAGAAUAAGCCCUUUCCCCUCUAUGAUAAGCUUGGUGAUCUGCAUGUAGCAGAAGGUAACUUCAAUUUCACAUCAACUGAGGUUACACAAGUGAGUGAUGGUGAUCCCGAAGUUGAAAGAGAGAAGAUUGCCUUCUCUUUUGACCUGAAUCAAUACGAUGAUGAUUUACACAUGUAUGAUGAUCCAAGAGAUGCCGCCCCAAGUGAUGGUCCAAGAGAUGCUGCCCCAAGUGAUGGUCCUAGAGAUGCUGCCCCAAGUGAUGGUCCAAGAGGUGCUGCCCCAAGUGAUGGUUCAAGAGAUGCUACACAAAGAGGUGGUGUUGCUGCUUCAAAUAACAAGCAUGUGAAGGAAUCAAAGAAGGGUAAGAAGCGUGAUGAUCCUAUGGUGGAAGUGAUGGCACAAUAUGUGGAGAUCAAACCGAAGCAAGCGGAGGAGGAGUCUGCUCUAUUGGCCGGGGCAAAAAAUGCCCAAGAAUUCUCCAUCAGCAAGUGCAUUGCUGUUUUGCACAAGAUGGAAAGUCUCCACCGUGAUGAAAGAGCCACUGCCUACAAAGUGUUCAAAAGUGUUGAGAACCGUGACAUCUUUCUUAAUUCUGCCACGGAAGAUGAAGAGAGUGUUGCGGUGCUUCUUCGGAGCGAAAUGGCAGAGUUGACUCAACGUAUCUAAGGUAACAAUCUUCUGCAUCCCCUUCUUCUUUGUGCUACCUGUCAAGAACUCAAGAUUUAGAGCAUGCUGCUGUUAUGGGGGGAUCAAGAUUCAGAGCUGUGUGACAAUUCAUAGCUACUUUUAAUUGUUGUUGGCUGGCUCGUCGUCGAGUACUUAUUAGAUUGUGCUAGUAGUUACAUGAUGGAGUCAAGUCAAGUGGCGCUGCAUUUUGAACCAUUUGUUUUUACCAUGGAAAUCGUUAGGUUUGUUAGUUCAUC